Corticium candelabrum is the source of this 408-nucleotide messenger RNA. RefSeq names its product dolichol-phosphate mannosyltransferase subunit 3-like. The transcript is spliced from 4 exons. NCBI's taxonomy places the organism in Eukaryota, Metazoa, Porifera, Homoscleromorpha, Homosclerophorida, Plakinidae. Bases 34 to 321 code for a protein of 95 amino acids. Gene Ontology annotation, cellular component: endoplasmic reticulum membrane; dolichol-phosphate-mannose synthase complex. The record is from RefSeq and is a predicted model, not a curated record. Gene Ontology annotation, biological process: GPI anchor biosynthetic process.
CGGUGACUGGACGCAUGCGCGUGGUUGGUUAAGAUGGCGGUGACUAAGUUGGUACAGUGGGUUGUCGUUUUGGGCUUGUUUCUUGGUUUGUGGUGCGGUGCUGUUACGGAAACGUUUCCUGUUGCGUUGUCGAGUCAAAUUAGAGAUGUUUUAGUUGCGCUUCCUGUGUAUCUUCUCGUUGCGUUUGGGUGUUUCUCUUUGGCGUACAUUGGACAUAAACUUAUUGUAUUCAAUGAUUGUGUCGAAGCAUCUGAAAGUCUAGCGAAAGAGGUGCAAGAAGCAAGAGAAGAUCUGGCAGCAAAAGGCUUCAAGUUCAGUUGACAAACAAACGUUGGUUCUAACUGCAGUAGCUACUGCCAGAUUUCCUAACAUUAUUUUAAUACAGUACGUACUAUUUGAUGAUAACAA